Diospyros lotus (date-plum) is the source of this 649-nucleotide messenger RNA. RefSeq lists its product as uncharacterized. The transcript has 3 exons. The record is from RefSeq and is a predicted model, not a curated record. Gene Ontology annotation, cellular component: Golgi apparatus. The coding region runs from base 164 to 328 and encodes 54 amino acids. NCBI's taxonomy places the organism in Eukaryota, Viridiplantae, Streptophyta, Magnoliopsida, Ericales, Ebenaceae.
CCCCAAACGCAGCGUAAGGUUUGGGUUUUCGAUUGAAGGGCAAGUAACCGGUCAUCGUGUCAAUGUCUUCGGUGGUGACCUCACACCGUUAAUCGGCCCUUUCACACAGACACUACCACUGCAACUCUCUCUCUGUCCAUUUGUAGCUGCAUUUUCAUCGGGGAUGUCUGUAACUUUCAGGGGAGUGGUCGAGGUGGAAUCGCCUAGUCCUCUUAGAUACAUGAUCGGAGCAGCGAUCAUGAUGAUCGGCGUCGUUUUGCCAGUCGGAUACAUGAUGUUCCGCAACAAGCGCGUCCCCUCUUCUUCCUCUUACUCCAAACACACGUAGGGACAAAGUUUUGAUAUAGAGGUAUUAGCUCAUAGAUCUCGUUCUGGGUUCAUUCAAGUGAAGGACGCGUCAAAGGAAACCUUUUUGCAGAUAUGCCAUCUUAAGUGUGACUGUGUUGUUGUUGAAUUCCUGUCAUCUGGCCUGUAGUUCGAAUCCAUGAAUGAUAUGCUGGUGAUUAGGUUCAUUGUUCAGUCUUUCUCUCAUUUUGGGAGAUCUUACUAUCCAGUCCAACUCUCGUCCAUUCAUUUUUUUCUUUUGAAAUGAAUAAUAUCUUCUCCCCUUAUUUUUGUCGACAGAAAUAUAGUUUGGGAUUGCAUUGAA